Messenger RNA from Symbiodinium sp. CCMP2592, 513 nucleotides. NCBI's taxonomy places the organism in Eukaryota, Dinophyceae, Suessiales, Symbiodiniaceae. The record is from the annotation of a GenBank genome assembly.
AUGCGGGCCCCAGCCCCUGCUACCCCUGUGUCUGACGGCACAGGCACGGAAACGAAGGAGAGUGCUGCGCCUACCGGGCCUACCGAUGACGAGGAUGACUGUGAAAGUCCGGAAGAAAAAAAACUCUACGCAAGGAUGGAGGCAAAGAUCCGUCGAAUGUGUACCCCGAGCCCGACCACCGGAAAGACCACGGCAAGCCCACAGUUGCUGGCGGAGUGGAAAAGCAAGGGGAAAAAAGUGCAGAAGGUGAAGGACUUCUGCGAGAAGCACGGCUUCGUUCGGAACAACAAGUACGAUGAGGACGAGAAGGAAUACUGGGUGGACUUCCGGACGGAGGGCAGCCGAGGGACCAACGAGAUUGAUGCUGUCCGGGAGAAGAAGAUGGCUGACACCACCGGUGCCGAAGGGUUUGUUACGGGGGCUGUGGGCGACGGGCCGCUUCCAGAACUUCCGAUUCAAGGGGGCCUUGCUCCAGGGAUCGAGAAGGCCUGCUACUGCUUGCGGAUGUUCUAA